AAGAACGUUUAAUUGCGUUUGACAUAAAUUGUGUGUGAGUAAUCAAAAGCGACAAUUUUCUGGAAAAUUCAGGAUUAAAACAGGAUUUUGUUGUGUUUAAGCGGAGCCUAAAAAGUAACAUGGCCUUAAACACCGCGCAUAUUAACGGUGGAGUAUUAAUCCACUCCGGGGAACAGAUUUUACUGUUUUGCGAUAAUGUCAACAUCGAAUGGUCUGGUCAAGAAGCCAGUGUUUUUAAAAGUAAAAAACAUGGGAGGAUAUUCUUGACAACUCACAGAGUUAUCUUCAAUAAUAACUCGCCUUCAGAUGAAAUGCAAAGCUUCAGUUUCCCAUUUGUUACUCUCAGUGAAGUGGAAGUAGAACAGCCAGUUUUUGGAGCUAAUUAUGUAAAAGGGAAAGUGAGGGCUCAGCCAAAUGGAAACUGGGUAGGUGAGGCAAAAUUCAAAAUGACUUUCAAACAUGGUGGUGCUAUUGAGUUUGGACAAGCUUUAUUACGGGCUGCACACUUAGCAACAAGAGGUCAAAUGAAUGCUCCCCCUCCGUAUGAACCGUCCCAGCCGCAGUGGUAUGCAGCACCACCACCGGCAUAUGCGCCAUCACCUCAAGGCUAUUAUGGUUGGGUGCCUCCCACCAAUGUAUUUCCCCAACAUCCUCCAACAGACGGUGUCUUUAUGACCGAUGCACCACCACCGUAUCCUGGAAUUUACCCUACCGGACAACAAAAUGGAUAUGGGCCACCCCAGGGAGGGUAUGCCCCCCAGGCCCCACCGGCAUACCCUCAGGGACCAUCAAGUGGUUAUUAUCCUCAGGGCGGGUCAGGUGGAUAUCCUCCACAGGGCCCAAUGCCUGCUGGGUUCACUACUUCAGCAGAUGCAAAAGCCGCUGAAGCUGCUCAGUCUGCUUACUAUGAUCCAAACCGACCAAAUAUGGCUUAUGUUCCUCCCCCAUCAUACUAUGAAAACCCACCAACUUACAAUCAAGCAACGAAUCAGAAGAAAGAUCAGUAAAAACGCUUAUCAUUGGCAGCACAUAUAUUUGAUUAUAUUGAAAUGAUUAACCGCCUUGUUAAUUUAUUUUCUAAUUGUAGUUGUUUACUUUUAGUGCAUUCCACAUUGUUAUAUAUACAUAUUUAUGUACUGGUAUUAAAGCUAUUAAACUUCUAAAAUUAAAUGUUCAUACAUUUGUAAUCUAGUUUGCAAUAAUAUAUUACUGUUAUUUGAUGUAA
Cylas formicarius (sweet potato weevil) is the source of this 1225-nucleotide messenger RNA. It is a transcript of the gene Wbp2, whose product is annotated as WW domain-binding protein 2. Gene Ontology annotation, biological process: positive regulation of DNA-templated transcription. The record is from RefSeq and is a predicted model, not a curated record. Gene Ontology annotation, molecular function: chromatin DNA binding; transcription coactivator activity. Gene Ontology annotation, cellular component: nucleus. The transcript has 7 exons. NCBI's taxonomy places the organism in Eukaryota, Metazoa, Arthropoda, Insecta, Coleoptera, Brentidae. Bases 120 to 1007 code for a protein of 295 amino acids.